Molecule: messenger RNA, 851 nt
Organism: Parastagonospora nodorum SN15
Lineage: Eukaryota; Fungi; Ascomycota; Dothideomycetes; Pleosporales; Phaeosphaeriaceae
Exons: 2
Coding region: 78-701 (207 amino acids)
Source: RefSeq, a predicted model, not a curated record
CCUCAACUUCGGAUAUCAGACAACGACUGCUUUUUAAACCUGACCUAUAACAUCAAUUACAACACAACUUAAUCACAAUGUCUGGUCCUUACGAUCAGUACAACGGAGGACAGUACGGUGCGCCCCAGUACAACCAGCAGUACCCAUCACAGUCACACAGCCCAUAUCCUCCUCAGCAAGGUGGCUAUGACCAGAGCGGUUACCAACAACCCGGUUACCCUCCCCAGCAGUCACAGAGCCCCUACCCGGCCCAGCAGGGUUAUGACCAGGGCGGGUACAACCAGCAAUAUGGCGCACCAGCUCAUGGCGGAUUCCAGCAUGGUCAGCAAGUAGCCCCAUAUGACCAGCAGCAGCAGCAAGGAUACUACGGCCAACAGCAACAAGGAGGUUACCCAGGUGCUCAGCCACAGAGCCAGUUCCCUCAGCAAGGCGCAUAUUCAGCCGAUCAGUACCCUCAAGGCCAACACCAAGCUGCUCCAUACGGACAGCCUGGAGCUCCAGGCCACGGAUCUACGGACCCCAAUGCUCAGGCUGAGGGCGACCGAGGCAUGAUGGGCGCUCUGGGUGGCGGUGCCGCUGGCUACUUCGGUGGCAACAAGAUGGGCGGCCACGGCAUUAUUGGUGCCAUAGCAGGCGCGGUUCUUGGAUCCAAGCUCGAGGACAAGCACAAGAAGCCUAAGCACAGCAACGGUGGCUGGUAAUUCUUCUCGUUGCUCUUUUCUCGGUAUGGGUGGGCUUUUGAAUUUGCAGAGACAACGGCGUUUAAGGACAAUUAUGACAUGACACGGCUUCCAUAGAGCAUUGCACUAGUACACCAUUACAAAUUGAUCACAAUUCUCAUCAAACAUCAA